This is a messenger RNA of Pseudophryne corroboree (corroboree frog), 1475 nucleotides long. RefSeq names its product MOB kinase activator 3A (gene MOB3A). The coding region runs from base 356 to 1006 and encodes 216 amino acids. Lineage: Eukaryota; Metazoa; Chordata; Amphibia; Anura; Myobatrachidae. Gene Ontology annotation, cellular component: cytoplasm. The record is from RefSeq and is a predicted model, not a curated record. The transcript is spliced from 4 exons.
GGGGCAGUGCCGGGGCUACUGGAUAAUGUGUUUGUCUUCGUGAAAGCCGUCAGAGCCUCCUGUUGCCCGUCCUGAGUGCACAGAGCCGCCCGGCUAAGGGCAGGUCGAAGACCGGUACUGAGUUACAGGCAGCCCAUGCUGCUUCCUGUGACACUACUGCGCGCACAAAGUGGAGAUUUUUUUAUUUUAUUUGUACAAGUAUUUGGGGUAGAAUAGCCUACAGUGUGGGAGUGUUACACACUCGCAGCUUCUCAUUUGGUUCAAAUGUACUCAAAACAGUACAGGAAGUGCAACUUCAUAAUUUUAAAGAUUUAUAACAAGUAACAAAGGGCUCAGUUAACAAACAUCUAUUACUAUGUCCAACCCCCUCAAGCAAGUGUUUAACAAGGACAGAACAUUCCGUCCCAAGCGAAAAUUUGAGCCCGGCACACAACGUUUUGAGUUGCAUAAGAAAGCCCAAGCAUCCCUCAAUGCUGGAUUAGACUUGAAGUUGGCCGUCCAGCUACCACAUGGGGAGGACCAGAAUGAUUGGGUGGCUGUACAUGUUGUGGAUUUUUUCAAUCGCAUCAACUUAAUUUAUGGUACCAUCAGUGACAGUUGCACUGAGCAGUCCUGUCCAGUUAUGUCUGGUGGUCCAAAAUAUGAGUACAGAUGGCAAGAUGAAAACCGAUAUAGAAAACCCACACCUCUCUCUGCUCCAAAAUACAUGAAUCUCUUGAUGGACUGGAUUGAAGUUCAAAUUAACAAUGAAGACAUAUUCCCUACAAACAUUGGUACUCCCUUCCCAAAGAAUUUCCUACAGGUUGUGAAAAAAAUACUGUCCAGACUUUUUCGGGUAUUUGUUCAUGUCUACAUCCAUCACUUCGAUAGAAUCAUCCAAAUGGGAGCAGAGGCUCAUGUGAAUACCUGCUACAAACACUUUUAUUACUUCGUCACAGAGUUUAAUCUGAUUGACACCAAAGAGCUAGAGCCACUGAAAGAAAUGACAUUGAGAAUGUGCCACUGAGAGGGGAACGUCUCCUAUUUCACAUUUACACCUCUUGCUGCCUAUGGAGCCUGUCAGUCAACUGCUGAGUUUUACACCUCUGCCACUAGAGGGUCAUGUGGGAGAAGAGACUGCAGCCUUUUUAUGAUGCAUAGAUUGCUGUAUGUGACUUAUUUUUUUAUUUUAAAUCUAUUUUUGAUAGCUCACACAUCUUUCAAGCUGUGAUCAUUUCUAACACCCUUCUUUAAAAUUUUUACAUUUUCCAUACCUCUAGAUUUUAUUUUUGUAACUCUGUAUUUUAAACUUGAUUUAGAUUGCUCACUCCACAUGCAAUAAUUCCACUCAGGUUCUCAUCCCUACAUUUAAGUUUUUUACUUCUAUAACGUGUGGUCACUGCCAGUUGGACUUGUCACUUUGUCUACUUCUAUGUUUGGUCUCUACCUGAAAGAUAAAGAUCCUUUUAUUUAAUUAAAGUGUUUCUCUGUAGAAA